AGCCGGGAGCGGGGUCCCCAGCGGGAAUCCCCGGUGGAGGGCUAUCCCCAGCGGGGAUGUCACUAGAGGCGGUCGGGGGCUCCCCGCGGAAGGCGCACACCCGGCGGCGGGGAAAAGCGCUGCGGCGGCGCGGCGGAGGCGCCUGGCACUCACCUCGGGGCUGAGUCACUCGGGGACCGGAGACCACAUUCAAGCGUGUCCGCGUCGCCUCCUGCUAGCGCUGCAGCAGGGGAGAAACGGGAGAAGAAGGGAAGGAAAAGAGGGAGAGAGGAAGGGAGACAGAGAAGGGGAAGGAAGGUAGAAGAGGGGAGGUGAGGACGGGGGUAGCGCUCGCACCUGCCCCGCCGCCCGAGGAGGAGGAGCGGGGCAGGCGGACCCCCAUCAGGCGCCACCGCCGGGGAAAGGGAGUCACUCACCGCCGCUGCCAUCCCCGCCGCCAUCCUCCUCCUCCCGGUGCCGAGCACCCUCAGCCCGCCUCCUCUUGCAGCCGCUUCCGCUCUCCGCGGUGCGUAGCGAGGGGGAGGGCGAGCGGGGAAGCACCGCCCCGGCCCUGCAGCCGCCGCCGGACCCGGGACCAGCCGCUGCGCAGCUCCUAGCACUCACUGGGGACGAUGGAACGCUCAGCAGGUGCAGCAGGGGUCCCAGAGCACUCUGAUAUUGGGGCACAGAAAAACAGAGUGGUGACCAAGGAGGAAUGGCUGCAGAAAUGGGAAAUGCGUAACAUUGGGUUUCACAAGCAACAAGGGCAUCCGCUCCUCCAGAAGCAUCUGGAUGUUCUGUUAAGUGGCAGGAGCGGACUGAGGAUAUUUUUCCCACUUUGUGGCAAAGCAGUAGAGAUGAAAUGGCUGGCAGACAUGGGUCACAGCGUUGUUGGUGUGGAAGUCAGCGAGCAAGCACUGAAGGAGUUUUUUGCAGAACAUAGUCUGCCUUAUUGCGAGGAACCAGUCCCAGAGAUUUCAGGAGCAAAGAAGUUGCAGAGUACCUCUGGGAACAUUUCUCUGUACUGCUGCAGUAUUUAUGAUUUGUCCAGCUCAAUAGUUGGCAAGUUUGAUGGGUUUUGGGACAGAGGAGCUCUAGUAGCUGUGAAUCCAUGCGACAGACAACGCUAUGCCAGUUUGAUGAUCACCCUAAUGGAGGAAAAUUCUUCUUAUCUCCUUGUUACAGUUUCAUAUGAUCCAAACAAACACGAAGGCCCUCCGUUUUAUGUUCCUGAAUCUGAAAUUAAAAGCCUGUUUGGCAGCCACUGUGAAAUAAAGUAUCUUGAAAAAGUCGAUGACUUCUCAGAGAGACACAGGCAAUGGGGACUAGAUUAUUUUCUGGAGGUGCUGUAUCUACUGAAGCUUGUAUCUGAUUAAAAUUACUUAAAAUACUUCA
Molecule: messenger RNA, 1374 nt
Organism: Strigops habroptila (Kakapo)
Lineage: Eukaryota; Metazoa; Chordata; Aves; Psittaciformes; Psittacidae
Gene: TPMT
Product: thiopurine S-methyltransferase
Exons: 9
Coding region: 612-1355 (247 amino acids)
Molecular function (GO): thiopurine S-methyltransferase activity
Source: RefSeq, a predicted model, not a curated record